AUGGCACGAGCCACCGAUCUUCUUGUGAUUGCGCUUAUCGUUUUUCCUAGCAUGGUUUUGGCAACAGAGUAUAUUGUUGGAGAUGAUGAAGGCUGGAAUUCUGGAGUCGAUUACUAUGCUUGGCUUGAUGGCAAAACUUUCUAUGUUGGAGAUGUGUUAGUUUUCAAUUACAAUGCAGGUGACCACAAUGUGAUUGUAGUUGACGCUGACGGGUAUGAUAAAUGCAGUGCAUCUCCAAACUGGGGUUCUUAUGACAGCGGCAACGACGGGAUAACAUUGAGCUCUCCCGGGGACAACUAUUACAUAUGUCAAUGGCACUGCGAUUACACUGACCAGAAGCUUAAGGUCACUGUCUUACAAAGCUAG
Molecule: messenger RNA, 366 nt
Organism: Prunus armeniaca (apricot)
Lineage: Eukaryota; Viridiplantae; Streptophyta; Magnoliopsida; Rosales; Rosaceae
Source: the annotation of a GenBank genome assembly